ACUUCGCCAGUCAUGUGCCAGAGAAAGAACCUGACCAGCAGGAUAUGGACCAGAUCACAUACCGAUACACAUUUGCUUCGAUGCUGUCUAAGUGCACUUUUUACUGGCUUGUUCCGCUUCUUAAACUUGGAUCUCGCCGCCCGCUGGAGUUGGAGGACCUUGGCUAUCUGCCAGAGAAACACAUGAACGAGUAUCAGUACGCAAGGUUCAACAAGGUUUUUUCCAAGGAAAAGGCCAAAGCGGAGCAGAAGGGCAGGCAAGUGUCCCUGUGGUGUUGUUUCCUGAAGACUUACUGGAAGACUGCCAUGACUGGGGGCCUCAUCAAGGUCAUUGGGGACGUGGUCGGCCUGGUGGGACCUCUGUCCAUCAGCCUCAUCCUUGAGUUCGUUGAAGAAAAGACGGCAAAAGAUGGUGCCCUGGACGAGCCUGUCGAUCCAUACCCAACGGCUGGGGAAAUCUUGAGCAAUGGCUACAUCAUCUCUGUUGUCAUACUGGUAGCCACUUUCAUGCAAAGCACCUGUUCCAACAACUUCAACCACAUGGCCAUCAUGGAAAGUGUCCAUGUGCGAUCUGCCCUUCAGAGCCUGGUUUACAGGAAAUCAUUACGCAUUGCAAGUGACAUUGAUGUCGGCUUGGCAGUGAACCACAUGUCUGUGGACUCAUUUAAUGUCAUGCUGCUCUUCUCAAUGGGACACUAUAUCUGGGCUGUGCCAUUCAAGCUGAUCCUUCUACUGAUACUGCUUUACAAGCAGCUGGGAUACAGUGCCCUUGUUGGUGCGGCCACCAUCUACGUGUUGUCUCCAUUGCAGUACUGGGUCUGCACCAAGCUUUCUAAGCUGCAGAAGGAAGCCCUGACGAUUUCUGACAAGAGGAUCAAGCAUACGAGCGAACUGCUGCAGGGCAUAAAGCUGCUGAAGCUGCACGGCUGGGAGAAGGUGUAUGCAAACAUGGUGAAGGAGAUCCGGGCAGAGGAGCUCAAACUCCUUCGCAAAGACGCUAUACUGGUGGCCAUCAACACUUUUAUUACUCAAGGAUCGGCUAUUUUGCUCACCCUUGUGACCUUUUCCGUCUAUUCGGCCAUCGAAGGGAGGCCCUUGACGCCCGCCAAAGUGUUCUCAGGACUUGCACUUUUCAACCAGCUCACAGUUCCACUUUACAUUAUUCCCUUUGUCAUUCCAAUUGUCAUCAACUCUGUGGUCAGUACAAAACGACUCACGGAAUUCUUGAGUUUACCGGAAGUUGGUUUAGAAGCUCCUUGGAGGAAGAAAGACGAAAUGCCCAAAGCCACAGUCGAAUUCAUCCCUGACAGUGGCAGCGUGUUGCUGAACAUCAGGGACAGCUUGCUUCUUGACAAGUGGGCGACGUGCGCCGAUGACUCGGAGGUGUUUCUAUCCGACUCUUACUCUCCCAUUGACAGUCCUGCGGUGAUCAACAUGAACCACGCCUACUUCACCUACGACAUGAACACCAAGAUCCCCAUACUCCAGGACAUGAACUUCACCGUACCCACAGGAAAACUGACUAUUAUAGUUGGGCCCGUUGGAAGUGGGAAGACUACCCUGCUUUCUGGCAUGCUGGGCGAGCUUACUCCCUACCAGGGAACGGUGCAGUGGGCAAACAUUCAUUGCAUUGCGUAUGUUCCGCAAAGGCCAUGGUUGCUGAAUUCCACGCUGAAAGAAAAUGUCCUGUUUGGGCAGCGCUAUGAUGGACGAAGGUACCACCAGGUGAUCCAGGCUUGUGCCCUCCAGCCUGACAUCGACCUGCUGCCAGCGAAGGAGAUGACUGAGAUUGGAGAGAGGGGCAUCAACCUGAGUGGAGGUCAGAGGCAGAGAAUCGCCUUGGCCCGAGCCAUGUACUCUUCGGCAAAGACAAUCAUUCUGGAUGAUCCUCUGUCUGCUUUGGACUCCAAUGUGGCCAUGCAUGUGUUUGAACACGGCAUCAGGAACCUUCUACUGAGGAGACAUCGUACUGUCAUACUUGUGACACACAAGCAGGAACUCCUGAUCCAUGCCUUUAAGGUGAUCAUCCUGGAGGCUGGCAAGAUCCGGUGCCAGGGAAACCUCAGCGAGAUUGAGAGCAUGGAGCCCGACCUGACGAGCGUCCUGAGCCGGUCGGUCAAGCGGCAGCCUGUCUCCUUCGAGGACAACACGACCCAAGAGAGGCACAAGCUGAUGCGCAUGAUCACCAAGCAGACUCUGUACCUGUCGGGCUCCAAUCAGGAUGUCCGACCGCGGCCGCGGAUGUCCGCAAUGAACAGGCAGCUGUCCCACGACCCGUCGAGUCCCCUUCCACUGCACGACAUGGGCAACGAAGACGCCGCUCUGACCCCGUGGACCGCGGGGGGCGGCUUGGACAGGCCGCCGUCCACGGGGUUCCGCUUCGCCGGCUCGGGCAGCUCGGCCGAGAGCGUCCGCUCGGCGCCGACCUUCGGCGGCGGGUCCUGGCUGCGCUCCCCACCUUCCAGGCUCAGCUCCCGGAUCUCGAACCCUGCGGACCUGUUCAUCGAGGAAGAGGAGGAGGAGGAGGGGAAGGAGAAGGAGGGGAGGGCGGAUGUGGAACGGGACAAGGAGGACGGCCUCACGAGCAGUCUGCUUACGGGCAACAAUGGCACGGUACCCUCCAUUCUGUCAGAGGCACAGGGGCAGCUGAUAGAAGCGGAGGACCGCCAGCAGGGAAAGAUCCCCUGCGCGGUGUACCUCUCGUACAUGCGUGCCUGCCGCUUUGCCUUCGCCGCCCUCGUCUGCGUGCUCUUUGCGGCCAAUCAGGGGGCCCGGCUCGGAUCCGACUUUUGGCUCACCAGCUGGUCGGAGGCUUCGAGGGACUUCAACUCCACGCUGUCCGCUCAGGAGGACGACAUUGCUUGGGGCUACCUCAUGGGCUACACUGGUCUGUCCAUGUUUUCCAUCGUGCUCUCUCUCGUGACCAACCUUUCUGCCCAGCUGGUCACGCUCCGUUCGGUCAAGGUGUUCCACAACAACAUGCUCGACACCAUUGUCCAGUGCCCCAUGAGAUUUUUUGAUGCCAAUCCGAUCGGAAGGAUCCUCAACAGAUUUUCAAGCGACAUGGGCAUUAUAGACAAAAAACUUCCAGUGACUGUGCCAGUGUUACUGAGGUUCCUGAUGCUGUGCAUCACUGCCGUGCUUGUGGACGUGUUUGUCACACCUUACUUUCUCAUUGUGGUGGUGUUUGUUGCUGCUGCCUACUAUUACAUCCAGUCCUUUUUCCGCUGCUCUUCCAGAGAACUUCAGCGACUCGACAGCAUCACCAAGAGCCCCAUUUUUUCACACUUUUCGGAGACAUUAGCCGGUCUAAGCACCAUACGUGCCUUCAGAGAAGAAAAUAGGUUUGUUGAAAGGAUGAAUGAGCACAUCAACAACAACAACCUGGCUUUCAUCAUGGUGAAUUGUGCCAACUGCUGGCUUGGAAUCUCACUGGACUACUUGGGAGGCGUCAUCCUGUUCCUAGCCACGAUGGCUGCACUCACCGCAGCUCUCACUGGAAGCAUCAGUCCCUCCUUCGUGGGGAUCGCCAUGACUUACACAUUACUCGUUCCCAUCUACCUCAACUGGCUGGUGAGGCAGGUGUCGAGCGUGGAGAUGUACAUGAGCUCUGUGGAGAGGGUCACCAAAUACGCCCAGCUUCCCAUCGAGCAUGUGGCCUCUCCUGCCCACGUUCCUAGUGACUGGCCCAGUAAAGGUGAAGUGCGCUUCGAGAAAGUGACUAUGCGCUAUGAAACUGGUCUGGAUCCCGUCUUAAAAAACAUCUCAGUCACUUUUGCACCUGGCGAAAAAGUGGGAAUCUGUGGAAGGACAGGCAGCGGAAAGUCCUCCCUCGUGAUGGGACUCUUCAAGAUGGUGCCCAUUUCCGAAGGCUCAAUUUACGUCGACGGCAUCGACAUCUCCACCGUGCCCUUCGACAUCUUGCGCUCUCGCCUUUCAAUCAUUCCUCAGGAACCAGUCUUGUUUUCCGGUACCAUCAGGCAAAACUUGGAUCCCAGGGCGAUGUAUACGGAUGAGCAGCUGUGGAGCGUCUUGGAGAAAGCUCGGUUGAAAGAGGUCGUCAUCGUUUCGGGCGGCCUAGAUGGCGAGGUGACAGAAGAAGGCUCCAACUUCAGCAUUGGACAAAGGCAGCUCUUCUGUUUCGCGAGGUUUCUCCUGCAACCUUCCAAAGUGUUUGUGCUGGACGAGGCCACUUCUUCCCUGGAUGCUGACCUGGACUCCCUGAUCCAAGAGACCAUGCUGAGCGAAUGGGCAGACUCCACAAUUCUUGCUAUUGCGCACCGAGUAACUGGGCUCCUGAACUUUGACCGGGUGAUUGUUCUGGAAGCCGGCCACAUCGUCGAGACCGGUGCACCGUCUGAACUCAGGAAUCGACGAGGGAGCACCUUUGUGUCACUGCUAAAAGAGGCCGAGCACUAGCGUCACGACUGCAUGUCUACGCUGCAUUUACAAAUAUUACUUUACAUAUGAGGGGUGUCCCAAAAGUUCUCAGUCAGUCUUGAAAGAGGUGAAUGAACUUGCAUUACUUUUCGACAUACUCCAGUGCCUGGAUCCCCUUGGAAAACACGUGGGAAGUCUGGUUUUCUAAAAACCGGGUCACAGCAUCAAUGACGUCAUCAUCACCAAAAAAGUUAACACCAGGAAGUUUUUUUAGUCGGCUGGGGGAAGAGAUGGAAGUCUGAUGAAGCAAGAUCUGUCGAGUAUGGUGGAUGCUUGACAACAAAAUAGCCACAAGAGUGAAUGGCAGCCAUCACCACAACACCGUGGUGGGGGAGUGUAUUGUUCUGAUGGAGCAGCACCCCUUUCCUGAGCAUAUUACGACAUUUGGCCUUCAUGGCAUCACGCAGGCGAUAAGUAAGGGUUGCAUAGCAGUUUCCGGUGAUGCUCUGCCCUUUCUGAAGGCAAUCGUGGAGCAGCACACCCUGCGAAACCCCAAAAACCGUGGCCGUCACCUUUCCCGGUGGCGUCACUUCUAGGGUCAGCGGCACCCGAUGCGGUGGCCCGCUGCGACCCCCCCCCCCCUCCCUGCCCUCUCGUUUCAAGCAACAAAGCUUGAAACAUGAAGACAAGAAAAGGGGGGGGGGGGGGGCAAACCCCCCCCCCCCCCCCCGUCACCCCCACUGCCCUUCCCCUGGUGAAUCUACUGACCUUGCCUGCUGAUAAAACGGACUGAGCUUUCAGCAGUGGAGAGGAGGUGUGUUUCUACGGUUGGGGCUUUGCUGUUGGGUUCAAAGUGGUUGACCCAGGUUUCAUCCACAGUCACAAAUCGGGCACGGGAGCCUGCGGGUUCUGUCUUGAGAAGCUCGAGAUUAUCCCUGGAUGCGGUGUAGCGGGUGCGCCUUUGGUCACACGAGAGCAAUCUUGGAACCCACUUGGCGAAGUCCUUGGUCAUGUCAAGAUGUUUGUUCAAGAUUCACUGAACUGUAAUUUUGGAGAUGCCUGUAACCUGUGCAAUAAUCCAGAUUUUUACUCGCAAUCUGCCAUUACCUCAUCAUGCACACAGUCGACGUUUUCUUGUGCAGUCACUUUCCACAGGGCUGCCAAGGCAGGGGUCGUCUUCGGUGCCCUUCCAUCCACGAUUGAGUUUCAUGGCCCACCUCUCUUUCAUUGUGCUGUAGGAUGGGGCAUCCUGUGCUUAUGUCGCAACCACGUCAUUGGGGGUGCCUGCCGUAGUUAGGCCUUUCAGAAACAAAUAUUCAAUCACCGAACGUGUCUGCACUUCGUUUUAGUGUUUUAGUUCGACUGCGCUGAUUGCCGUUGGUGGCUGCCACAGGAAAACCGUAUUGUGUGCAUGCGCCAUUUUGUCUGCCGUACAUCUUAAGUGCCCGUGUGCUUUUAUAAAGUUUCAUGUCUCUGCUUGCACUCUUGUGCCAGGCCAAGAACACUUGGGGUGCCCCUCGUAGAUGUGCCUUCGCGUACAAGGUAUACAUGUGGGCUGUGUUGAGCAAAUGGGUUUUUUGUUUGCCUUUGUGCUGGCAGCUCGAGACAUAUUUAUAAUACAUGCAUCAAAACUUUAUUUUAUUGUCGUAAUUUUAUUUACUGGACGCAUCCUCACAACAUUAUUUAUUUUGAUACGCUGAACACUGUACGUUCUGCUUGCCUUUUUUUUUUUUUUUUUAUACAAAUGGUGGAGAAAACAAUAAAAGCAUUUCUCAGAAACUGAUUCAAA
Molecule: messenger RNA, 6168 nt
Organism: Ixodes scapularis (black-legged tick)
Lineage: Eukaryota; Metazoa; Arthropoda; Arachnida; Ixodida; Ixodidae
Product: ATP-binding cassette sub-family C member 9
Exons: 31
Coding region: 45-4418 (1457 amino acids)
Biological process (GO): transmembrane transport
Cellular component (GO): membrane
Molecular function (GO): ATP binding; ATP hydrolysis activity; ABC-type transporter activity
Source: RefSeq, a predicted model, not a curated record